CAUCUUUGUUUACUAGUAGCCAGGCGCGGCUAGGCUCAGCGUUAGCUUUAGCAGUAGCAGUGUGCCGCUGUGUCAUACAGGGUGAGCGUGAGUGUGAGAGCUUCGUGGUUAAUUUGUGAAAUCAACAAACAUGUCGGCUAACGGACCCGGACCUGGAGAAGACUGCGCAGACGCGAGGAGAGGCGAUGGACAAGAGUCGGAGCCGUCUUCCUCCUCUGCUGCCUCCUCCUACAUGGACGUGGAUGCCAGGCCGGGCUCCCACAGCUUCAGAUACAGCCUGAACUAUCCCUGCAUCGGCCAGUGCAUCAUCAUCAACAACAAGAACUUUGACAGGAGUACAGGCAUGAAUCAAAGAAAUGGUACGGAUGUAGAUGCAGCCAACGUGAUGAAAGUGUUUGCAAAGUUGGGUUAUAGAGCGAAGGUUUACAAUGACCAGACAGUCGACCAGAUGAGACAGGUUUUAACUUCUGUUGCAAAGGAAGAUCACAGCUGCUACGCCUCGUUCGUCUGUGUUCUGUUGAGUCAUGGAGAUGAGGGAGUGUUCUUUGGUACGGAUGGCUCUAUAGAGCUGAAGUACCUAACAUCACUGUUUCGAGGCGAUCGCUGCAAAUCACUGGUGGGAAAGCCCAAACUCUUCUUCAUCCAGGCUUGUCGAGGCACUGAUCUGGAUGCAGGCAUUGAAACCGACAGCGCUGAUGAUGGCACUACAAAGAUCCCUGUGGAAGCUGACUUCCUCUAUGCAUAUUCCACAGCUCCAGGUUACUACUCAUGGAGGAAUACUAUGACCGGAUCCUGGUUCAUGCAGUCACUGUGUGAUAUGAUCAGCAAGUAUGGAAAAGAAGUGGAGCUCCAGCACAUCAUGACACGAGUGAACCACAAGGUGGCAGUAGAGUUUGAGUCUAUCUCCCACUCACCAGGCUUUCAUGCGAAGAAACAAAUCCCAUGCAUUGUGUCAAUGCUGACCAAAGAGAUGUAUUUUUCUCCUUGAUGUUAUCUCUACUGUGGAAGAUUUCAGCCUCCCCAAGCCUUCAUGUGCAGAAGAAAGGCUUGAGGAUGUUUAGGAGGAGGUGUUUAUGAAUUAUUUUAGUUUACACUUUCUGACUGACUAUGUCUUGAAACGUCAGCUUACAUAUUUCUGGGAGCGUAGAUGUAUUUUUUUUUUUUCACAUGCUUGGCAUUUUAAGCUUCUUUUUGUGGAGUACAGUUCUGAAAUAGCAUCAAAGGCAUUACAUUUUUUUUUUUUUUUUUUAUCUUUGAAGGUAAAAUAUUUUGUAAACAAACGAAUCAUGACUAAAAAAGGUAAAAUUGACUUUGUAAUACAAUGAUCACAAUUUGCAGUCGGUACAUGCCUCUUUGCUUUUUACAUCAUAGACAUUUCAGGGGGAAAAAUUUCAGGGCACAAGUGACCUAUGUUCAUUUAAUCAUGAAACCGGUUCUUUAGUGUUUACACAGGAUGAUGGGAUCAUGUUUUCAUCAGUCAGUUUAGUGAAAUCUGAUGUGAGGUUUGCACAAACCUAAAUAAAUGCAUGACAUGUACACUCAGUAAAUACAUUAUAGGAUACUGUUAUAUAGCAAAUUCAGGAGCAUCCAGUAAGCUGUUCUGUUUGUUUGUGUCUUUGUUGGUUUUAAAGGUCAGAAUUUUAAUUUUUCAUGUUUUUCAUCAAUUACGAUUUUUAUUGAAUGAACUGUUCUCUGUCAAUGUGUGCAUGUCAAGGCUUCACAGCAUGCAUGAGUAUGACAGCCCACUUGCACGAUGCUGUUUGAGCCAUGUUUUCAUUUAUUAGUCAUACCUGAACACAACUUCACGUCUCAUAUUUGGUAAUGAUGUCAUGUAUUUCUUGUGGUUUUAAAAACAAAAUACCUUUUUUCUCUUUAAUACUUACAGGCAUUAAUCUUUUCCAAUGGAUUGUUGUGUAACGGAAUUAAACGUUUAUAUGUAACCACCAGCAUUUAGUGAAAAGCACAAUGUGUGUGUACUGAUCCAGGUCCUGGUCAUUUGUGAGCAUAUGCAACAUUUACAGCAUAUAGACUGAAAUCACAUUAGCUGUUGAAUGUUUGACAAUCCAGUUUUUAAGUCAUAUCACUCCAUAUACAGCAUUUUACAUCCUAUUUGGGGUUUUUUUGUGGUGUCACUGUGUUUUUUUUGUAAGCAAGCUAUCCUGUGAGGUUGUAAUGUUAUGCCUGAAAAAUAAAGACCACUUUUAAUUUUUC
This is a messenger RNA of Larimichthys crocea (large yellow croaker), 2211 nucleotides long. RefSeq names its product caspase 3, apoptosis-related cysteine peptidase a (gene casp3a). Gene Ontology annotation, molecular function: cysteine-type endopeptidase activity. NCBI's taxonomy places the organism in Eukaryota, Metazoa, Chordata, Actinopteri, Sciaenidae. Gene Ontology annotation, biological process: keratinocyte differentiation; positive regulation of neuron apoptotic process; proteolysis. The record is from RefSeq and is marked provisional. Gene Ontology annotation, cellular component: cytoplasm; death-inducing signaling complex.